AUGUUUGGAACGGGUUUGGAAGAUGUUGGAGUACCUGGCCAAAACUAUUUACGAGAAGCGCUAACCAGUUGUACAGAUCCUUUAAAAGCAAUUGAAGAAUUUCAAUUGGAAAAUGGAAUUUUACUUCCUUCAUUGAGACCGAUGCUUCCAUUGUUAGAUUUACAUGGAGUUCGUAGAUUGGACUUUCAUACAUCUAUUCUUGAAGAACUUCGAGAUCGACUGGUUGAACACAUAAAUGAGAUAGGAAAAAAAGAAGGGAAGGAGAGGGACAAAAAACUUAAAGAAUUGUUGACCAAAAGUUUCCCUCUUGUUCGUGUGAAAGCUUUGAGACCUGUGGUUAUGUGUAUUUUGCGAAACACUCAGCUUAUUGAUGACAAGUAUUUAAAAAUUUUAGUGAGAGAUAGAGAAUUGUACAAUGAUACAGAUACAGAAGUUAAAAGACAAAUUUGGAAAGACAACCAGUCAUUGUUUGGUGAUGAAGUAUCACCAUUACUGAGUCAGUAUAUUAGAGAGAAAGAAAACAUCUUAUUUGAUCAUCUAAAUAUGCACAAUUUGUUUUUUUCACCAUCUCCUAAGGUGCGAAGACAAGGAGAAGUUGUUCAGAAACUGGCUCAUAUGAUAGGAACAAGUGUAAAAUUGUAUGAUAUGGUGCUGCAGUUUCUCAGAACACUCUUCUUACGAACUCGAAAUAUUCAUUAUUGUACUUUGCGUGCAGAACUCUUGAUGGCUCUUCAUGAUUUAGAAGUACAAGAAAUUAUAUCAGUUGAUCCGUGUCAUAAAUUUACGUGGUGUUUAGAUGCUUGCAUCCGAGAGAAGAAUGUUGAUAUUAAACGUUCUAGGGAAUUACAAGGAUUUUUGGAUAGUAUUAAAAGAGGUCAAGAACAGGUUCUUGGAGAUCUUUCAAUGACCUUAUGUGAUCCAUAUGCUAUCAAUUUUUUGGCAACAUCAGCCACUAAAAUACUACAACACUUAAUAAAUAAUGAUGGUUUGCCAAGAGAUAAUACAAUACUUAUUCUGUUACUCAGAAUGUUAGCCCUGGGUCUCAGUGCAUGGGUCAUGAUUGACUCUCAAGAAUUCAAAGAACCAAAACUGGAUAGUCAAAUAGUGACAAAAUUUCUUCCAGCAUUAAUGUCUCUAAUGGUCGAUGAUCAUGUACGAGCACUAAAUAGUAAACUUCCUCCAGAUGAACGUGAAUCUGCAAUUACAAUUAUUGAACAUUCUGGUCCACCACCGGAUGCAUGUCAAGCUUAUGUGCAAGAAAGUAGUGUAGCUAGCAUCUUAGCUAUGUAUUAUACAUUGCAUACAGCUAAAUACAAGGACAGAGUUGGUCUGAUGAGAGUAUUAGGUACAUUAGCAAAUUGUAAAAAUGAUAGAGCAUUUGAAGAUCCAUUUCUUCAUUCACUUGUUUCUCUUCUUAUUUAUCUUGCUGACGAAUUUGCUGCUGAAGAUUUUUGUACUGUUAUAUUUGAUGAAUUUUUUUUUGCUGGAGUGUCUCGAGACAAUGUUCCUAAGCAUUUAUUGAAACUAUUGUGCUACAUUCACCCAAAACUUCCUGAAAAUAGACUUCAAACUCUUAUGAAGGCUCUACAGCCUACCAGCCAACACAAUGAAUCUGUUCAUCAGUUAUAUGAGUCUUUACAAGAAAAGAUUGGCAGUCAGCAAGAACCUCCCCUUCAUCUACCAGCCAAUUUGGAUAAUUUUGAUUCUCCGUUGAUGAAUGUACCCACUCCUGCUCCAUUAUGA
This is a messenger RNA of Gryllus bimaculatus (two-spotted cricket), 1743 nucleotides long. NCBI's taxonomy places the organism in Eukaryota, Metazoa, Arthropoda, Insecta, Orthoptera, Gryllidae. The record is from the annotation of a GenBank genome assembly.